UCACUCAGUCAGGGCGGAGAAAACUUUUUCCUCUCUCUUUUUUCCUCCCUCAUCAAGGAGGAGCCUGCAGACACAUGUCAUGCACCACGGUGGAGGCUGACACUCACAAACUACAGUCAGUGACAGACAGUCCCACGGCGAUGCUUCUCCGACACCACGCCAGAGUCUGAUCACCGGAUCACACAGGAACUGUUUUGGCCGAACCAGCUGAUCCCGCAGCAGCAGCAGCAGCGGAGGAACCACAGCAGUGCGCCCGCGUCUCUGAGCUCCAGGAAGAAGACGCAACAAUGUCAGAGAGGAGAGGUCAGAAGAAGUCCAUUUCUCUGUCCUCGUUAUUACUGUGCUGCAUGUUUGCGAGUGCGGAGUAUUCCAGUUGUGGAGAGUAUGAGUUCUUCAACCAGACCAGUAACAGCUGCCAGGCCUGUCCUCAGUGUCAGCCGGGGCAAGAGCCACAUAUGACCUGUGGCUACGGUGUGAAGGACGAGGACUUUGCGUGUGUGCCGUGUCCACAGGGGAAAUACUCCAAAGGGAAGUAUGAAAUCUGCAGGCGCCAUAAGGACUGCGACGCCCUCUACAAAGCCACGGUGCGUGUGGCGGGAACUUCGGACAGCGACGCCGAGUGUGGGCCGUGUUUGCCAGGGUAUUACAUGCUGGAGAACAGACCCAGAAACCUCUAUGGGAUGGUGUGCCACUCCUGCCAGAAUGCACCACGCAACACCAAAGAAUGCACGCAAGGAAGUAAAACAAAAGAAAAACCAGUGAUUGACCCAGGCAGCACAACAGUGUUUCCUCAUCCAGAUAAAGGUUCCAACGGACAGGGUCACCUCGCGACGGCUCUCAUCAUCGCCAUGUCGACCAUAUUCAUCAUGGCCAUCGCCAUCGUCCUCAUCAUCAUGUUCUACAUCCUGAAGGCCAAACCAAGUGGCCAGGCGUGCUGUGCCGGACAAGUUGUGAAGGCAGUGGAAGCUCAGACCAACAAACAGGACGACAAGAAAGAUGUCCCAGACAACGUGGUGAUCUACGCAGACAAGGAUGACUUUGACAAACUGAAAGCUGCUCCUCAGAAGGCCGUCAAAAGUGAAAACGACGCAUCAUCAGAGAACGAGCAGCUGCUGAGCCGCAGCAUCGACAGCGACGAGGAGGCUGCGUCUGAGAAACAGGGAUCGGCUGACACUAACAAGCCCAACCCCAACCUGUGCCUCCUCAACCUGGGCAACAAGCCUGACCUCUGUCUGCUCUCACUGGGGCUUCUGGAGAGCGACCACGCCACCAUCGCAAACGGCCAUGCCAACAACAUCCCGAGUCCCAACCAUGUCGGAAAUGUCAACCACAUCACUAGCUCUAAUCACAUCAACAAUGCGAAUGCAAUCAAUAACAACAAUAAGACCCCUGGGAUGCUCCAGAGUCGAAGGAAAAAGAUCUUGGAUCUGUAUACCAAAGCCUGCAAUGUGACAGAGGGCCUGAGCCCCACGGAGCUUCCCUUCGACUGUCUGGAGAAGACCAGCCGCAUGCUGAGCUCCUCCUACAGCAGUGAGGCGGCUGUGGUGAAGACAUGGAGGCACCUGGCCGAGAGUUUUGGCUUGAAGCGCGAUGAGAUCGGCGGCAUGAGUGACGGUCUGCAGCUCUUCGAGAGGGUGAGCACGGCGGGCUACAGCAUCCCCGACCUCCUGACCCGCCUCGUGCAGAUCGAGAGGCUGGACGCUGUGGAGUCACUCUGCUCGGACGUGUUAGGCAGCAACGAGGUGACGGCAGUGGCUGGACGACAAGGCAUCAACAGUUUUCACAGCCAGCUUGUCUGUCCAUCCCCAUACCCAUCUCCCUCCCAACGCUGUGCCAGUGUCUAGAUAUGUGGUGGAGCAGAGACUUGGACACCUUACAGUAUACAUGUAUGUAGGGACAGACACUGCUCUGACUGGGAUGACUGCACAUAUACAGAAUACAUAUUACACCCAUCACAUGAAGAAGUCAGUGGACCUUCCCAGGCUCUAUUGUGUUUGCCCAUCAUGGAGUUUUGCUGUCAAGGAUCUAGCAUUGUGAAACUGUUUGCCUUAAAAAGGAAUUCUGGAAUACUCAACCUAUGUUUAUUAAUGUAGUACUGACAGAAACUUUUAGAAUAGGUCCAGUAGAUCACCUCAGCUGCUUUGUAAUGCUAUAAGGCAACUGUGAUCUCCAUUUUGUCUUGUAAAAGUGCCUAAUUUUUGACAAUAACUGGACUACAGUCUCACUCUAAAUUCUCAUGGGACUUGAGAGAUGAGUAAUAUUGUACAUUGUAGCUAUGAGACCAAAUCUAAAAGAGUUUGUAAGUAAUAUUCACUUACACACCCACAUUUAUGAACCCAGGUGGAAAGAAAAAUCCUGGAAUUCCCCUUUAAUUUCUGUCUCUCUGAGCUCUACACACAUUCAGAAGGACAAAGAUUACUUUCUCCUAUGCAAGAACAAACCAGACUUUCGUCUCUCUCAAGCUAGCUGGUUUGAUUUUGUGGUAGAUGCAGCACAACGCAGAAAUGAUAUUCAAUAAAAAAAAAGAAAAGAAAGAAAAGAAGAUACAGUGAUGUGCAGCAGUGAUAACAGAAUCAUAGCUGUCCUUACUCUGAACCUUCUGCUGACAGCUUGUGUCCGUAUCGAGGAAGCGACCGGCUUUGACCGCAUCUGCUACAGUAACGUUCUCGAGCAUGCCUUUGGUUGUGCUGUCAUCAUGUAGGAAAGACAGUAGAUACAAGCUCCCUACUUAAAAUGCAAUUAUUACGUCCAGCUGGAAAUGCUAAAACAUCUCUCGGCUCAGCUUUCAUCUGGUACACAUUCCAACUGAACACUGAGCAUUUAGGGACACCUAAAUUGUAUUCACCAGCAAGGCCAAAACUUAAGUCAAGGAGUAGGAUUUUGCAUUUUGUUUUGAAUUAUUUAAAGGUAUCAUGUUGGUGCUUCUAUCUAAAUGCUUAAAACUGCACUUUUGAGUGUCAACCCCAUGUGAUUAAUGAGCACAACACUCAAAGACAAUAUGUAAAUCUACUUUCCACUGUUUUGCCUCGCUAUAACCACUUCUUCAGCAGUGAUCCAAUACAUGACCCCCACCACCCCCUAAUAAUUCUUCCCCUUCUCCCUCCUUUCCCCUUUCACCCCAGUGCUGUGGUCUAGUGCUGCCGCCAGUCCUAAUUAUUUGGCAUGUGGCUUACUGGGCCCCUAAUAGGCUGAAGUGUUGUGGUUUACAGAGCGGGUGCAAAGUGCCUGUGAUUUCCAUCACCCAAUUAAGCAUUUAGAGCCACUUAACCACUGAAAGCCAAGUGGAAAAGCUGUUAAAAACCCUAGUAUUAAAUAUGGAGAAGCCACAGCGCAGGCAUGACUAACUGCCCCUGGGGUUUCUGUUCUCUGAAUAGUGCAAGAAUUAACCCAAUCGUGGUGGAAGGAUUAAAGCGCUCCUCUAGCCUAUGGGACCAAUAUAGCAAAUGAGAACAAUAUGACGCUGUGUGUGUUGUCCACCUCUGAAAAGUAGCUGCAGCCAAGAAUUUAAUGCUGCAUGUUGUACGAGGGUGGCUCCGAUCAGCAUCAGGUUAAAGUUAGUACAAAAGCCAUCAUGCGGCUGAUAUUCAUUGAUACUCCAUUCCGAACAGAUAGUAACAGAUUAAGAUGCUGCGGGUUAACAUCUUGAUUUUUUUGUAAUGGUUUAGUUUCAAAACUCAGCAUUAAGCUUUCAAUUUCUACUAAUAACAAGUUUUCCAUGACUUACUUUGAUCUCAUUUCUCAGGAUUUUACGUCCUGUGAUUGAGCUACAUAGAAUCAAACACAUCACAUGCUGCCAUGUUCUUUUUCUACUGCUUUUUUCCCCUUUCCUACACUGGGGCUGGACCCCAGUACCUUAAAUUAACAUGCAUGUUUACCAAGCAUGUAUUUAUAAUUUGCUUUUCAUAACAUUUCUUUGUCAAAUAUCAAGUUCACAUCAAGUAGAACUGCUUUCUCCGGGCAGUGUUGACUUGAUCAGAUCCAUUUCAAUUCCAAACAAGUUGAAAUAGUUACGUGAUGUUUUUUUAUGCCGUUGAACUUUUGUCAAUAAUGUAUUUGCUGGACUGAACUGAAAUGAAAUGGAUCCAAGCUCUGUGGGAUGAUUUACGGAAACUAAACAUGAAUUACUUACCUCAGUAGUAUAUACAUUAUAGUAGGAAAUGUAAACACACACACACACACAACUUCAUCACAGAACCAAAGUAUAACUGUAUAUAUAACUUAUUAUUGUACAUAAUGUAUACAUUAAUAAAGAUGUCGGAAAAUGGC
Messenger RNA from Solea solea (common sole), 4266 nucleotides. RefSeq names its product ectodysplasin A receptor (gene edar). NCBI's taxonomy places the organism in Eukaryota, Metazoa, Chordata, Actinopteri, Pleuronectiformes, Soleidae. Gene Ontology annotation, biological process: positive regulation of JNK cascade; positive regulation of canonical NF-kappaB signal transduction. Gene Ontology annotation, molecular function: signaling receptor activity. The transcript is spliced from 12 exons. The record is from RefSeq and is a predicted model, not a curated record. Gene Ontology annotation, cellular component: plasma membrane. The coding region runs from base 288 to 1844 and encodes 518 amino acids.